GAAGAAUAAAAUCGUGGAAUCUUUCAAUCUUUCAAUCUUUCAAUCUCUCUUUCCUUCCCAUUUCAUCACGAUCGUUUUUGGAUAUCGUCUUCAAUACAUACAUUCACCCUCAUUUUUGGUCCUUCUUUUGCGUUUGGAUGAUUCAUUAUUUCGCAUUGCAUCAUAUCUUGGAAACUACCAAGAGUUGCGUCCAAACUAUAUAUUCAGCUCCCGUCCUUAGCUACUUACUAAGUCGGAACACCUUUUUUUCUUGAUCUUGCGACAGGCUGAUCUCAUUCUUCAUUUUGGUACUCUCUUUCUCUCUCUCUCUCUCUCUUGACUUCAUAAUCAACAAUAUGUUUCCCAAACCUUUUUCAAGGAGCCUUCUCCUAGCAUUUUCUGUUUCUCAAUCCGUAUCUGGCAUCACGCUCGAUACAUCGAAUCCAACCUCAAUCAAAAAUGCAGCAGGUACCGUUGCACAUGGCCUCAUGAAAUAUUAUACCGGCAAUGUCACCAAUACCCCAGAUACUAUUGCGGUACUGCCAGCGCCGUACUACUGGUGGGAAGCUGGUGCUAUGUGGGGGACCAUGCUCGAUUACUAUCACUACACUGGAGAUUCCACCUACAAUGAUAUUACCACAGAAGCUUUGGCAUCUCAAGCUGGCCCGCUCUUUGAUUACAUGAUGCCGAACCACCAAAAGGAUGAAGGAAAUGACGACCAAGCUUUUUGGGGAAUGUCCACCAUGUCUGCUGCAGAAAAGAGUUUCCCGGAGCCCUCCAACACUGGGGGGUUUACUUGGGCAGAGUUGACCGAGAAUCUCUGGAACACCCAAGCAGCCCGCUGGGAUACUUCGGCUUGUGGGGGUGGUCUUAAAUGGCAGAUUUUCUCAUUCAAUAAUGGAUACACGUACAAGAACUCGGUUUCUAAUGGAGCUUUCUUUCAACUUUCAGCGCGUCUUGCACGAUAUACUGGAAAUCAAACAUACGUCGAUUGGGCAGAAAAGGUUUAUGAUUGGACUUCCAAGAUUGGAUUGAUUGAUUCAAAUUUCAACACUUUGGACGGUGCUGAUGAGUCCAAAGCUUGCACCAAUCCAAACAAAAUUACAUGGAGUUACAAUAAUGCCAUUUUCUUAUACGGAGCCGCUGUCAUGUACAACUACACCACCGAUUCCACUUGGCAAACACGAACCGAGGGUUUAUUAAAAGCCUCUUCCAAUUUCUUUACACCCGAUAGUAUCAUGUACGAACAAGCAUGCGAAGGAGUAGGUACCUGCAACAAUGAUCAGUUUUCCUUCAAGGCUUAUCUCUCACGAUUCAUGUGGGCAACUACUCAAAUGGCACCUUUUACAAAAGCCACUAUCACGUCAUAUCUCACCAAAUCAGCAUCCGCAGCGGCAAGUAUUUGCGUUGGUGAUGCUAAUGCUUGUGGCACAAAGUGGUAUACGGGAUCCAAUGAUGGAGUAUCCGGCCCUGGGCAACAGAUGAGUGCUCUGGAAGUCAUUCAAGGAUUACUUGUCUCUUCCGCCGCGCCACCAAUCGUCAAAGGCCAAGAAUCUGUUCAAUCAGCUUCUUCUUCUCCUUCCUCUUCAUCAUCAGCUCCUCCAUCUUCAUCCUCAUCAUCCGCCGCCAUUAUCACUAGCAGCACAUCCAUUGUUUCUAGCCACAGUAGUGUGAAACCGACCACUAGUGCUACCAGUGCCGCAACCACUGAUUCAUCCCCAGACGUAAUUGUCACCGAUACCAUCUUGGAAAGUACCACAGUUCCAUGCACGACUAGUUCUUCUACGGUAUACUCUUCCCCCGAAGUUCCUUCUUUCACCGCGCAGCCCUCUACACUUACUUCGGAAGAAGUAAAAUCUUCCACUGCUGUCCCUUCGUCUACUUUAAAAUCAUCCUCUACUAUCUCUUCUUCUAAAUCAAAGCUUUCAACUUUUGCUUUUGCAACUCCCGCACCUACUUUCGAUACCACAACUACUGUCAGUAUUCUCCACAGCACCACUGUAUCUUGCAACACAUCAGUAUAUGCCAACUCUACUAGUUGGCUUGCAUCAUCGUCAUUUUUGUCCAGUCGUCUUACAAUUGCUUCAUCGGUCCCUGUUGCCGUUACGUCUGCACUUCCUGCGUCUUCUAAAUCUUCAACCGCCUUACUGAUUGAUACUACUACACAGCCAGCGCCUGCCAUUUCAGGUACCGGUUCGAGAGGAACUAUGAGCUUAUCAACGACAGCUUCAGCCUCGGCGGUUAAGGCUACAGUCACGGCUGCUGCGGGAAGAAACAUGGAGGUUUCGGGAUCGGGUUUACUGGCCGGCGUGCUUGGCUUAGGGAUAUUCUGGGCUGUUUAGGAGUAGUUUAGAGGGUUGGGAUGGCGGCACAACAUGUAAUAUAGGAUAUGGGAGUUGCGUGUACAAAUGGUAUGAGAUUGGAUUGGAAUGGGGAUUGUCAAAAGCUGCUUAUAUUCUUUGAUUGACCGUUUUCCCCACUGCCAGAUUGUCUAGUUUAACUUGAGACAAUGACCCGGUGGGGAUUUCGGUCAAAACGGUACUUAUUUUUCUUUUGUGGCGGAUACAUAAAUGGAUGGAUAGAUUGGAGAAGAUAAUGAUGAUUGAGAUCUGGGGUAGACUGAGAAAGCUUCUGAGAAGAUUUGUAUACAAGAUACCCUGAAUCAAUAGAUACCAUAGAUAAAAAAAGUAACUAAUUUCA
Molecule: messenger RNA, 2679 nt
Organism: Botrytis cinerea B05.10
Lineage: Eukaryota; Fungi; Ascomycota; Leotiomycetes; Helotiales; Sclerotiniaceae
Exons: 2
Coding region: 336-2321 (661 amino acids)
Biological process (GO): carbohydrate catabolic process; fungal-type cell wall biogenesis
Molecular function (GO): mannan endo-1,6-alpha-mannosidase activity
Source: RefSeq, a predicted model, not a curated record